Messenger RNA from Strongylus vulgaris, 894 nucleotides. The record is from the annotation of a GenBank genome assembly. Lineage: Eukaryota; Metazoa; Nematoda; Chromadorea; Rhabditida; Strongylidae.
AUGCAUUCACGGGCUUUGAAUCUCCAUAUUGUUCAGGUUGUGCGCCGCCUGGUUACGACUGUCUCUGAUCUCCUAUCUCAAGAGCAUCCCUCCGCUCCAAAUCUCACAUCGCUCCGUACGAAAUCGUCAAGAUUGCGUAGAAGGCCUGAUUGGAUGGAUAAUGAAGAUUUUGUCAUUGUUGAUGACAGAAAGAACCGCCGCGAUAUUACGAAUGACCAUCCGGUUUUGCGUGUGUAUAAUUCCGCGCAAUCGCUUCCCUCACAUUCAUCGGCUAAGUCGGUGGGAAGUGAGAGUAAUGAAAGCGGUACGACCACGCCUACGUUACCUAAGGAAAGCCACACUCCUGCAAACCAAUAUUUCAGCGUUCCGGUAUCUCGACAGCGACGUUCACCGGCUAGCCUUCUUGAUUCGGGUGGAAACUUAUCAAAUAGGCGCAAGCAAAAUUUGAAUGCUAUCAAUGAUGUAGAGGAUAAUCUAACGAUUCUCUUCAAAAACGGAAAGCCAAGCAAAGUGGACGAUCUUGCUAUGGUUCCCGUCUAUCUCUCGAGUGCACAGAAGCAGUUGUUCUUCUCAUCACUAAAGCAGAUUCAUCCGGAUGAACCCGACGGGAAGCACGUUUGUUCACAAUGUAACGAGGUGGUUCCGAAUCUCAAGUUAAUUUCACUCCCUUAUUUGCCUCGUUUACAGGAAGGAAGGCGGCAUAUGGUGACACAUAUACGAGUAAUGCGACUUCGCUGUUCGCUAUGUGGUGCGGGUUCAUUCUUUUGUACUGAUCUGCGGGUGCAUCUGAUGGAAGGCUAUUGUGAAAAACUACAUCGUGCACCGGAAGGAGUUGUCGAUCUAGAGCGUCACCCCUGUAUGACUAAAGAGCAGGUCUGUGAAAUUUUUCUAUAG